AUGGCUCCGAUUCGAUUACGCCACUCCCGGUACCGGCGGUUUGGUGAUAACGACCCCGAUGUGGUGGAAUACGAGUUAGACCCUUACGGGAACUACCGAGAACGUAAAGGUCAUCGCUACCGCCUGUCGAAUAGUUGGCAAGACUUGCUCUAUGACCGGCGGUUGUGGUACUUGGCGGCCGGCCUUGGUUUAUUCUACGUCGCCAAUUUGCACAAAGCUCCCUACACUGGGAGACUUCAGUUUUGCUGGGUUCCUUAUUGGAUGGAACAGAAAAUGGGCGACAUGCUGUAUCGUCAAGUGAUGGCCCAAUUUGGUGGCGACAUCGUUGAUCACAACAACCGUGUGUAUCAACCAAUUCGUUCGGUGAUGGAUCGGUUACUCAAAGCUGCCGAUCAAUUGAUUAAGGACCCUAAACAGCGGGAGCACUUGAAGAAAUUAGACUGGCAAAUUCUGGUAGUGGCAGGUGACUACCCUCCCAACGCGUUCAUUCUUCCCAAUGGCAAGAUCUUUAUUUUUGCCCUGAUUAUCCCCAUCUGUCAAAAUGAGGAUGGGCUUGCCACGGUGUUGCUGCACGAGCUUAGCCAUCAAUUAGCCCACCACUCACUGGAACAGUUGCUGAAGCUGCCGUUGUACAUGCUAGCUGGUGCCAUCAUGUUCUCAAUCACGGGCUCUACGGGGUUGAACGAUCUUUUGAUCCAAACGCUUUUCCAAUUACCGGGGCUGAGAAAGCAGGAGAGCGAAGCUGAUCACAUCGGGUGUGAGCUCAUGGCUAAAGCGUGUUUCAACGUUGAUGCCGCCGUCAGCUUCUGGGGACGUAUGGAAGAUAUGGAACAGCAAAUGGGCGGAGCUAGCGGGGGGCGGAUGACGGAAUUUUUCAGCACCCACCCGGCGUCGGAACAUCGUAUCGAAGCCAUUAAGCUGUGGUUGCCGCAAUUGCAUCAAGUCCAGGAGGAGUCAGGGUGCCACACCAAGCAAUUCGGCAACUUUGCCAACGCGUAUAAUCUGUUCUUUUAG
Molecule: messenger RNA, 1014 nt
Organism: Diutina rugosa
Lineage: Eukaryota; Fungi; Ascomycota; Pichiomycetes; Serinales; Debaryomycetaceae
Product: metalloendopeptidase
Exons: 1
Coding region: 1-1014 (337 amino acids)
Biological process (GO): mitochondrial protein processing; protein quality control for misfolded or incompletely synthesized proteins
Cellular component (GO): mitochondrial inner membrane
Molecular function (GO): metalloendopeptidase activity
Source: RefSeq, a predicted model, not a curated record